Musa acuminata subsp. malaccensis (wild Malaysian banana) is the source of this 944-nucleotide messenger RNA. The record is from RefSeq and is a predicted model, not a curated record. Lineage: Eukaryota; Viridiplantae; Streptophyta; Magnoliopsida; Zingiberales; Musaceae.
UUAGCAGACAGAGAGAGAGAGAGAGAGAGAGAGAGAGAUGGCGUCCUCUGAAGUUCAAGAGGAAGAGAAGAAGGUGCCAUCGGCGGCCGCUUUGAGUGGGGACGAAAGAGAGAAGCAAUCGACCAACGCGGUCGCCUUUGCUGAGACGGAGCUGUAGCCACCACCCACCUACAUAUCAUCAUAUCUAUCUCCCGCCCUGCCCCUUCCAAGUCGAUCUCGGCCAAGCGUGCUUUUAGAUUUGUUCUCGGUCAUGUCGGCGACGGUGAAAAACGGGGGAGACGCUGCGGCGGUGGAGGUGGAGUUCGCGGCGUGCGACUGCUGCGGGCUCAUGGAGGAGUGCACGCCGGCGUACAUCGCCGGCGUACGGGAGCGGCACGGCGGGCGGUGGAUCUGCGGUCUCUGCGCCGAGGCCGUCCAGGACGAGAUCCGCCGCUCCGGGCCCCUCAUCUCGCUCGAGGAGGCCAUGGGCCGUCAUGCAAGCUUCCGCCGAAGCUUCCGCUCGGCUGAGGCCGCAGCGGUGGAUCCGGCGGAGCAGCUGAUCGCCGCCGUGAGGCAGCUCCUCCGGCGGAACCUCGACUCACCGCGGGCUGUGCGGUCGACCCCGGGCAGCCCCCGAACCAUGGUUGGGCCCCGGACCCGGAGAGGCUUUCCGACCUUUAUUUGCUUGGCGGAUGAGGAUAAGAAUCGAAUCGCAUAGGAAAAGCAAAAGAAAAUGAAAGAAGAACAGAAAGGGAGCGUUUCCAAUUUCCAACGAGUAAAACUCGUUGCUUAAUCUCGAGGAUUCCAAGAGUAGUUUUAUGUUAUGCGAAAAAAAUUGCACAAAUUUUCCGCUGGAUUAUGCACGAGUCUUUCUUCUUUCACAAGUAUACAUACUACUUGUCAUUUGAAGUGAAAAGAAUCACUGAGAAUGGAAGAAUUCCAUCUUCAAGACUCAUUUUAUAUCA